ACGAUGAUUAAUCUCUAUCAUAUCAUGUUUUAGCAUUGCCAUCGGUCAUGUACCUCAUUUUUCUGUAGUUUCGUGGUCCAUAUGAUAUCAUGAUUUAGCAUUGUGAUUUGUGACAUAUCUGAUUUCUAUGUGGAUUGAUUUACUUUUUGUGGUCUCUUCAUCAUCAAGAUUUUGCAUGUCAACGCUUCCGAUGAUAUUGCGGUAAUUUUGCAUGACUUGUAUUUAACUGCAAUUUUCCGUUACAUGUCCGCAAUUGCGUUACUUGAGGUUGAUGUAUUUAACUGCUCUUUUCCGCAAUAAAAAUGAUCUCAACACGACAAGGAUUGGAUUUGUUAUCCGUGUUAUGCUUUACUAUUUCGUGUGAUUUAACAUUAUGCUUUUUUACCAAUUUAUUUUUUAUGACAAGAAACCGAUUUUCUUUGUUGUUUAAUUUAUUUGUUGUGGCAUCUUCUCGAGUUUUUCUGAGGCUUGACAUGUCAAGGUUUUUUUUAUAUCUACGUGUCCAAAAUUGCGUUAAAUGUGGCUGCUACACGACAAGGGUUGGAUUCGUUAUCUGUGUUAUGCUUUAAUAUCUCGCGUGAUUUAAUUGUGGAUUGAUUUAUUUGCCAUGUCAUCUUUCUCAUGGUUUUUCGAGGCAUGACACGUCAAGGUUUUUUAUGUCUAUGCGUCCACAAUUGCAUUAAUUCUGGGUGCAUCAGUUGUAUCUAACCGCAAUUUUCUGCAAUACAAGGAUCACAACACGACAACGGUGUAAAACCUUGUUUUCCAUGCGUGUCCUUCCUGAAUGUUGGGUUCUGAUUAGCUUUGAUUUUUUUUCCUUCAGAAAAAAGAAUGAACUUUAAUGAGAGAGGUGUUUCACUAUUUUAUUUGAUUUAAUUGUAAUUUAUUUUAUUUAUCUUUUGCUGAUUCUGCCUUUUUUGGCUUAAAAUCUAUGCUAUAUAUAGCCUUUUAUUCCCGAGCUUUUGGUGUGAACUGCAUUUAGGGGCCGGGCAGUUCAAUAUUUUAUUAAUGCAUUUUGAUUAAAAAAGGAGUCUUGAUUGAAGUAGGCUUAUCAUUUGAUAUGCGAUGUGCCAACAACUAAAUAAGCAGGUCCAUGAAGGUGCUUAUAAAAGUCAAAGGAAUUGCUCUUGAUCCUUCUAAAUUUAGUAAAUUGAGUAUGGAGGAAAAAAGAGAGCUUGUAUAUGAAAUAUCUAAAUCGUCUCAUGAUGGUGCAUCUGAGAUACUACAGUCAUGGAGCCGUCAAGAGAUUUUACAAAUAUUGUGUGCUGAGAUGGGAAAAGAAAGGAAGUAUACUGGGCUGACAAAGGUGAAAAUUAUCGAAAAUCUUCUGAAAAUUGUUUCCGAAAAGAAAUCAAGUGGCCAUGAUAUUGCCACCGACCCUGAACCACAUUCUUUUCCUGAAAAUGGUCAGAAACCUGCUAAAAGGCAGAGAAAAAUUGAGAAUCCAUCUCGGUUAGCUGUUCCUGAAAACAAUGUUUUUGUCAAUAACAGUGGCGAUGUGAAUCAUAAUACCUCAUACUGCAAAAACUCAGCAUGCAAGGCUACGCUAAAUCAAGGAGAUGCAUUUUGCAAAAGGUGUUCAUGUUGUAUUUGUCAUCAAUAUGACGACAACAAAGACCCUAGCCUGUGGUUAAUAUGCAGCUCUGAAGCUCCAUUUCCUGGUGUUUCUUGCGGCUUGUCAUGCCACCUUGAGUGUGCUUUAAAACAUGAUGGUUCUGGAAUUGGCAAAGAUGGCAAACGCCCCAAACAUGAUGGAGGCUUCUACUGUGUCUCUUGUGGGAAAGUAAAUGAUUUACUCGGAUGCUGGAGAAAACAAUUGAUGGUAGCAAAGGAUGCCAGACGUGUGGAUAUACUAUGUUACCGUGUCUCCUUAAGCCAAAAACUUUUACAAGGGACUGAAAUGUAUCGAGAACUUUAUGAAAUUGUUGAUGAAGCAGUGAAGAAACUUGAACCUGAAGUGGGUCCACUGACUGGCUCACCACUGAAGAUUGGUAGGGGGAUUGUGAACAGGCUUUCUUCGGGACCUGAAGUUCAGAAACUCUGUGGUGUCGCUCUUGAAUCACUUGAUUCAAUGCUUUCCAAAAGGAUCUCGCCUCUGUCUCCCAAUCCAACCAUUCAAGAUGCAAGUUUACUAGCACCAAAUAUGGUGAGGUUUGAAGAUGUCACUGCAACAUCCCUCACUGUUAUUUUGUGUUCGGAAGAUGCUUCUGGAGAAAAUAGUGCUAGUUAUGCUGUGUGGCAUCGCAAAGCUGAUGAUGUGAACUAUCCAUUGGACCCGACUUGCACGAUUCUCCUACCAAAUAGAAGACUUGGCAUCGAGGGUCUACUUCCAGAUACAGAAUACAGAUUCAAAUUUGUUUCCAAUGAUCCGAGGAUGUUGUGUGCGUGUGAGGUUCAAGUCUUGACAGCGCAUGGUGAAGAUGAAGUUCCAAAUUGCUCAGCAACGGAAAGAAGUCAGAGCCCAGUAACCAACGGUAGCAGCCUUUCCAAUCCGUCAUCAGUAGAAGAUGAAACUAAUCACAGCGACCAGACUGAUAAUCGAUCAGAUAAUUAUCCUUCUUAUCACAAGGACAGUGACCAGCUUGCUCCUGGAAAUCUAUCUAAUGAUGCGAAUAACUGUUCUGGUUUGGGUGGAGUAGGAAUCCCCAACAAUGCAGAUUCCUUGUCAGACAAGCAAGCUGAUGUAGGAACAACUGCCAUCAUAGCUAGUUCUGAUGUACCAAAGCUUGAAAACAAGCAUUCACAAGAGGAACAAGUAGCCGAGGACAUGAGCACCGAGGAUGGGUCAGUUCCAACGGGAAGGGAAUGUGUUCCGUUAGUAGGUAGCUCAAAAGGGGGAUUGCCUAAUACUCCCUGCAAGUUGGAGAUAAUUAAAGAUGGUCGGGGAAGAAAAGGUAGAUCCAAAUUCAGUGGCAAAGAUCUAGAAAAUGGAUCCGGGAAAAGGAAUGUCCUUCGAGAUGGAAGCACAUCCAAGAAGAGAAGUAGUGAAAGGCAAGACGAGGGCUGCAAGGCUAAUAGUUUCUCAGAUCAGGAUUUCGAGUAUUAUGUGAAGGUGAUUAGAAGGUUAGAGUGUGAAGGACACAUUGAAAAGAACUUCAGGCAGAAAUUUCUGACUUGGUACAGCUUAAGAGCAACCUCUCAAGAAAUAAGGAUUGUGAAAAUAUAUGUAGAUACAUUUCUUGAAGAUUCCGCUUCUCUUGCAGAGCAACUUGUGGACACCUUCUCAGAAUGUGUAUCAAACAAGAGAUCAUCAGUGCCUGCAGGAUUCUGCAUGAAGCUUUGGCAUUGACCCUAUUUUGUCGGUCCAACUACUAGCCAUGAAGCUUGAAGCCCUCAUGGGUUGUGAUGAAUUAAUUCUUUAGAUUUAUGAUAUUCUUCUUUUAGACAGUUAUCAAAAAUAUUAAUUUCAACAUUGUCAUUCAUAUUGAUGAUGUAAGAAUUUUAGAUUUACUUAAGUUUACAAUUGCUAUUUAAAAUUGUUAACUUUAUAUAGAUAACAUUCAAGGGUUUAUGUUAAACUGAAUUAUAUA
Messenger RNA from Medicago truncatula (barrel medic), 3530 nucleotides. Its product is annotated as VIN3-like protein 2. The record is from RefSeq and is a predicted model, not a curated record. The transcript has 4 exons. Gene Ontology annotation, biological process: epigenetic regulation of gene expression; vernalization response. Bases 1094 to 3289 code for a protein of 731 amino acids. Lineage: Eukaryota; Viridiplantae; Streptophyta; Magnoliopsida; Fabales; Fabaceae.